AGACUUCUUCUCCUUUCUUGGUUCCACCUUCACCCCUCUCCUCCAGGUCCCAUCUCCCUCCUCACUCUUUACUCUCUCUGUGAACUGUCUUUACCAUCUGUUGCUUUAAAGAGUUCAUUUUUUUUCUUUCUUUUCAUUUUUUUUCUUUCUUUUUCUUUGAAUUUGGAGGAUUUCAGCAUAUUUGAACAAUACCCACUUUGAAUUGCUUCAAGUUCCAGGUCUUCUGGAAUUUUUAUGAUAUGUUGGCACCGGAAUUAAGUACCAAAAGCCAUUAGAAAUGAGUGGAAUGCUAAAGCAAGCGAAAUUGGGAUGUGGGUUUUUGAGAGAUUGGAAUUACAAUUGGAAACAUGUGAUUUUUUUUUGUGCUGACAGUGGACAGGUUGAGCUGUGAUUCUGAAGAAAUGAAAAUUAUGGUGCUUCAACUUCUCUGUACUAUAUGUUUUGCAAGGCACUUCUCCUAUAGGGAUAUAAAGAAGGCAACUGAUGGUUUCCGCAGAAUUAUUGACAAUUCCCACGGAGCUACGUACAAAGCCAAAUUUCAAGAUGGCAGUGUUGCUAUGGUAAAAGAAAUAAGAGAUUUUGAUGAAGAGGCCUUUUACAAAGAAGUGCUCCUCUUGGGCUGUUUGCAUCACCGGCACAUUGUUUCACUUUGUGGGUUUUCCACAGGGCGGAAGAGGUUCCUAGUAUUUGAAAACAUAGAAAACGGAACCCUGAAGGAUCAUCUGAACGAUCCUCUUAAGACUCCCUUGAAUUGGAGAACAAGGCUACAUAUAGUCAUCGGCGUGGCAGCUGCCCUAGAAUAUUUGUAUUUCUUCUGCAACCCUCCAAUGUAUCACGUCUCAGUCAGUUCAAGUACCAUCCUACUAGAUGAGAACUACAAUGCAAAGCUCUGCAAUAUUGGCAUUCUUGGCUCCCGUCCAAAUAAUGUGACAUUACCACAGUCCUCAUGUACAAAGGAAUGUGACGAUCAGGAAUGUGGAAACGUCAUAUUUCAGCUUGGCUUGCUAAUUCUGGAGCUAAUUACUGGUCAGUCCUCAGAGGAUGGAGGUGCUGAAUUAAUCCAAUGGGUCCAAGAAUAUCGAUUCUCAAAAACCGUACAUAAGGUGCUUGAUCCAGACCUUGGAGACAAUUAUGAUUCUAGAGAGCUCAAGGGCCUUUUAGCUGUAGCAAGAUUGUGUACGAAAUCUGUAGAUAAGCCAACAGCUUUUACCCCUCAGGUAUUUAGGUACCUCCAGAAGAAGAUAGGCAUUGCUGUCGCAUAAACCAUUAUCAUUUGGCUGGCGAUGCUUAUGUCAUGUAUACAAGUAUAUAAGUAUUAUGCAUAAUCAUUGAAAUGGACUUGAUGGCUCCCUGGAGUCUUAGUUCCUUGUUCCAAGCUUCAAUAUAUAGUAAGUAGUUUUUUCAUAUUCCGUGUGCUCUUCUUGAUUGUUUCUGUACUUGGCUUGAUUCUAAGUAGUCAAAACAGCUUCAGGCUGGUUCAGGCUGCCAUAGGGGAAAAUAGCAGAAUCCCUUUUAUUGCAGGAAUCUAUGUAAGAAUGAUAUAUCAAAUAGAUUAUGAAUUUUUCUUUUGUUUUAAA
Rhododendron vialii is the source of this 1577-nucleotide messenger RNA. Its product is annotated as probable receptor-like protein kinase At1g49730. The coding region runs from base 402 to 1262 and encodes 286 amino acids. Gene Ontology annotation, molecular function: ATP binding; protein kinase activity. Gene Ontology annotation, biological process: protein phosphorylation. The transcript is spliced from 7 exons. NCBI's taxonomy places the organism in Eukaryota, Viridiplantae, Streptophyta, Magnoliopsida, Ericales, Ericaceae. The record is from RefSeq and is a predicted model, not a curated record. Gene Ontology annotation, cellular component: plasma membrane.